UUUAAUUCCGUUAACCGAAACUAACCAUUAUUGUCUUUAAGUCAGUGUUAUUCCGUCGAUUGCAGCGUAAGGAUAUUUAUUUACUUUGAUCACGGUCAAUCGAGCUAUUCGUAUGUUAUUCAGUUGUGAUACGUUCUGGGAUAUUAGUUUAAUUAGUUUAGAGAAUUAGGUACUGCAAUGUAUUCUAAUUUCAACGAUUCUUCCUCGGAUGACGAGACAUCGUUGCUUAACAGUUACCGAACACCGCAAAAGGAUAAAUUAUGGGACUCGUUCCAAGACCCACCGCCAGCACAAAGUGGUGGUUCAGCUGUCGACACCAAACGCUUCGAAUCGUUCAAGCAAAUUUUGAAAUUGUUCACAUUCGUUUUCGUGUUCAUCGUGACUCUGUGUGCGGGCGUUGUAGCGAAAUCAACAUUUCUAUUGAUGGCUUCACAUACGAAAAUUGAUACUCGUGUGCAGUAUUGUAACAUAAGAUUUCCAUACCUCAAUUUGUACGCAAUCGUUCCACAUGAGCAACGUAUUGCGUGGAUAUGGGCUCUUGUGUUCGCUUUCUCAUUGCCGGAAUUGGGAACGAUUUUUCGGGCUUCUCGGAUAUGCUUCUUUCGGAACAUUACCAAGCCGACAGCAUUACAGUUUGGAUUGGUGUGGCUGUUUGAAACACUUCAUGUAAUUGGACUGGCAGUAUUUGCGUUUAUCGUACUACCUGACUUGGAUGUGAUCAAGGGAAUGAUGCUCACCAAUUGCGUUUGUCUAAUUCCGGCAAUACUAAAUGUACUGAGAUUUUCUAAAAGUCCGAAAAAUCGAAUUUUGAUCAAUGCGUUAAACAUGCUAUCGCUAGUUGGGCAAGUAAGCGGUCUAGUUGUAUGGCCGAUAUUAGCAAACAAACAAGAUUUUUGGAUAAUGCCAUUGUCCAUAUUGUUCAUAUCCUUUCGAUGGUGGGAGAAUUUCUUAUCAAAUUCGAUUCUUGGCGGUUAUGAGCUGGGUAAGCUCAGAGAACAAUUGGAGAAGUCACGAUACUACACUUACCUAUUUGUCGCACCAUGGAAGAUCAUCGUGUUCUUCAUGGCAGCAUUUCUGAUUUCUGGCAUCCAUUUCCGCGAUUUCUUUUACAAGUUCGUUGAUGGAUGGAUGGAACAUUCGAUAAAUAUCGUCGAAGUUACACCAAUUUACAAUGAAACCACACCGAUGGAGAAGCUAACAUCAAAGAUCACUUCGACGCCAAACGUUGUCUUAUGGGUGUUUCUCGUCCAAGCAUUUUCCUCCUGGAUUGUCUAUGUCUUUUCCAAAUUCUCCGCAAAAGUUUACAUUCAAAGUUUCAGCAUGGCUUUUCCCGUCAAUUUAACAGUUCCGAUAUCUGUCGCAACUUUGGCUACAGUUUGUAGCUUCCGAACAAACGACGUUUGUGCACUGCAUGGCUUUUUCCCCGAUUUUCUAUUUUUCCAUGAUCCACCAGUUUACUAUUUCCUAGACUUUGUGAUAAAGGAACACGCAUGGGUGUGGUUGCUGUGGCUGUGUUCGCAGGCCUGGAUCACGAAACAUCUGUGGAAUCAAAAGAACGAUAAAAAUGCUGCGUCGGAAAAGUUAUUCGUUCUUCCAAUGUACAGCAGUUUGCUGAUUGAUCAGUGUGUGGCGUUGAAUCGACGACGGGACGAUCAAAACGAGAUGUUAAAGAAGAAGGACAUGUUGCGGACGAAAGAAGAUGAUGAUCCCGACAAUGUCAUUGAUGCGAAAGCGAAGCAAUACCAGCCCAACAAAGGAGUGCAGAAGUCCGACAAAAUUCCACAAAUUUAUGUGUGCGCUACCAUGUGGCAUGAGACGAAAGAGGAGAUGAUGGAGUUCUUGAAAUCCAUUUUAAGAUUGGAUGAAGAUCAAUCUGCCCAUCGUUUGGCUAUGAAAUAUUUCGGGAAGAGCGAUGACGACAUCGACAGCGAAUAUUAUGAGUUGGAAACCCACAUUUUCUUCGACGAUGCUUUUGUUAGCAAUGCAAACGUUAGGCCCGACACAUCACCCAUCAACUCUUACGUAAGAGAUUUGAUUACAAAUCUCGACGAAGCUGCCAGACUGGUGUAUCAGACAAAUAUGCGAAUUGCGCCACCUGUUAAAAUGGAAACUCCGUAUGGUGGGCGUUUGAUCUGGACAUUACCUGGUAAAACUCAAAUGAUAGCUCAUUUGAAAGACAAAAAUAAAAUUCGUCACAAGAAGAGAUGGUCUCAGGUCAUGUAUAUGUACUAUCUGCUUGGAUACCGUAUUAUGGAGUUGGAUGUGUCUCCUGAACGAAAAUUGGAAAUUUCCCAUAAUACUUACCUGCUGGCCUUGGAUGGCGACAUUGACUUUCAACCACAUGCCGUUCAAUUGUUAAUUGGACGAAUGAAAGUAAAUCCAGAUCUCGGUGCUGCAUGUGGCCGGAUUCAUCCGGUCGGAAACGGGCCAAUGGUUUGGUAUCAAGUGUUUGAAUAUGCAAUUGGUCAUUGGUUGCAAAAAGCAACCGAACACAUUAUCGGUUGCGUUCUGUGUUCUCCCGGAUGUUUUUCAUUGUUCCGCGGACGGGCAUUGAUGGAGAAUAGUGUGAUGAAGAAAUACACAACAACGUCCGAACAAGCCCGACAUUACGUACAGUACGAUCAGGGGGAAGAUCGUUGGCUUUGCACUCUUUUACUUAAGCAGGAAUUCCGUGUUGAGUAUUCAGCAGCCUCCGAUGCAUAUACUCAUGCUCCGGAAGCUUUUAACGAAUUUUACAAUCAACGCCGUCGAUGGGUACCGUCGACCAUGUGCAACAUUUUCGAUUUACUUAGCGAUGCCAAGAGCAUUGUGAAGAAGAACAACAGCAUAUCCAUGCCGUACAUAUGUUACCAGGGAAUGUUAAUGGUCGGCACGAUAUUGGGCCCAGGAACCAUAUUUCUUAUGAUGGUCGGUGCAUUAGUGUCAGUCUUUUCUAUCGAUAUCUGGACAUCAUUCCUGUGGAAUUUUCUUCCGAUAUUGUCGUUCAUGACAAUUUGCUACUUUUGCAAGCAAAAGUACCAGCUAAUUGCAGCAUUUGUCAUCAGUUCGGUAUAUUCACUUGUAAUGAUGGCCGUGAUGAUUGGUAUUAUGAUCCAAGUGAAGGAGGAUGGAAUCUUAUCACCUUCGUCAUUGUUCUUUUUCAUUGUUGCUGGACAAAUCAUUAUUACCGGACUCCUGCAUCCUCAAGAAAUAAAGGCGCUGUUGUAUGGUGUAGUGUAUUACGUUACGAUACCGAGCAUGUACAUGUUGUUAGUCAUAUACUCACUGUUCAAUUUAAACGAUGUAUCGUGGGGUACUCGUGAAAAUCCGCAACCAGCAGCAGAAGUAGCAGCAAAGAAGCCGGAAGGACACCUACAACGAUUAUUAGGUUUUCUGGGUAGUAAUCAGAAGGACGAGGAAGGAUCGAUUGACUUUUCCAUAUCAAAUUGUUUCCGUUGUAUGCUCUGCACACAACCGAAAACGAAAUCGGAACAAAUUCAAUUGCUGCAAAUAUCGGACCAGUUGGGCGAGUUGGACUUAAAACUAAAGAAUUUGGAACUAAAACUAUCCGGCGAAGUGUCGAUCGUGGUCGACAAGGAUGAGGAUGAAUUGUCGGAAGCAAGUUUGGUGAAGGAUUUUCAGGAGCCAGAAGAGGAGAAAAUCAUAAAUUAUUUACCGGAUUGGUUGUGUGACAAAGACUUGAAAAAUUCACACACCGAAACGCUAUCCGUUAAGGAAGACGAAUUUUGGAUGGAUCUAAUCGAGGCAUAUCUGAAACCGAUCGAUAAAACCGACGAGGAAAAGAAUAUUAUGAAAGAUGCUCUGGCAUCAUUGCGAGACGUUUCUGCGUUCGCUUUCGUCAUGCUGAAUGCAAUCUUUGUAUUGAUUGUGUUCUUACUUCAGUUGAAGAAAGACUUGUUGCACAUUCAGUGGCCAUUCAAUGCCGUCAAUUAUAUUACGUUCGAAGCUAGCAAUGAGGAGGUCAUCAUACGACGCGAAUAUUUACAACUUGAACCAAUCGGUUUGCUGUUUGUGCUCUUUUUCGGUGUGAUUUUACUGAUUCAGUUCAUUGCCAUGCUGAUGCAUCGAUUCUCGACGAUAUCGCAAAUUUUGGCCACUACCCAUUUGAAUUUUCAUUGCAAAAAGAAUUAUGACAGAGUGGAACCGGAAGACGAACUGAGCAUGCAAUCAAUUGAAAUAGCACGGAUCUGGCAGAAACCGAAACCGCAAUGGGAUGAAGGUAAAACUGGUGAUAAGGAUCAAAAGAAAAUCGAGCGCCGAGACACGAUAUCAAAGAUAUUGCAUCAACAUCAGAAUCAACAAGACUAUAGCAAUUUGGAGACGAAUUUUAAAGCUAAGUUCGAAAACCUCGAUGAAGAUCUUCGCCGCUUUACUAUCAGUCGACAAACGGUGAAUAUGCUAAACAAACGCCGUGAAACGAUUAUCGAAACAAAGAAAAUUCGAAAAUCACAGUUGAUCAACUUUAGUGACGCCAAUCGCAACGGCAAUAACGGUAUCGAUAGAUGGCCAUCACCAUCACGAAGUGUUUCGUCACCAUCACCGCCACAAUACACUCCCCAAGUUAAUCGCCGAGCUUUCCAAGGACUGGGACAUGUUAAUGAGGCAUUUGAAGUUGAUACGCACAAUAAUGAAACAGAGACGCCACGGUCGCGUCGAAGACAAAGUAAAAUUACCUUUGCGUAACCAAAUAUAUUGAGUGCGCUAUUAAAAAUGGCAAUCGAAUGUCAGUUGCGUUAACUGUUAGGGGAUUGGUAGUGUUUGCGUGUCCUGUUAAUAAAUAAAA
Messenger RNA from Bradysia coprophila, 4783 nucleotides. RefSeq names its product Chitin synthase 2 (gene Chs2). Gene Ontology annotation, biological process: chitin biosynthetic process. Gene Ontology annotation, molecular function: chitin synthase activity. Gene Ontology annotation, cellular component: cell septum; cell periphery. The record is from RefSeq and is a predicted model, not a curated record. NCBI's taxonomy places the organism in Eukaryota, Metazoa, Arthropoda, Insecta, Diptera, Sciaridae.